This is a messenger RNA of Galeopterus variegatus (Sunda flying lemur), 752 nucleotides long. RefSeq names its product REC114 meiotic recombination protein (gene REC114). The coding region runs from base 1 to 660 and encodes 219 amino acids. The transcript is spliced from 5 exons. NCBI's taxonomy places the organism in Eukaryota, Metazoa, Chordata, Mammalia, Dermoptera, Cynocephalidae. The record is from RefSeq and is a predicted model, not a curated record.
AUGGAGCCGGGUGGCGGCAAAGCCUACCGGCUGGAUCAUGCAACAGCGGCCCCACAGGACGUGUGGUCUCUACGGAGCUUCCGCCUCCCCUGCCGGACAUCUCUCUGCUCCGAAGGGUUUUCACUCAUUGGUAGCAAGAACUGGUUGAAGAUUGUAAGACGUGUGGAUUGUCUAUUGUUUGGAACAACGAUAAAGGACAAGAGUCGCAUGUUUCGGGUACAGUUUAGCGGAGAGUCAAAGGAGCAGGCACUGGAACACUGCUGCAGUUGUGUGCAAAACCUGGCCCAGUACAUAACUGUUCAGGUGCCCGAUGGAAUCAUCCAGGAGCUUCGACCGAGUCCUGGCCCACUGAGGGCAGGUGAAAGCCAAGGGAAGGACUGUAUGAGGAGUGUCCCACUGCAGCACGGAUCCCACCAGAACCUGGAACAGCAGGCAUGUGUAAUGGCCGGCACAGGUGCUCCAGAGGGAAGGACCUCAGUGACUCAGUUAGCACAGUCUAUCCUGGCAUCGGAGGAGCUGCCCCUUGUCUAUGAGCAAUCUGCAUGGGGUGCAGAGGAGUUAGGCCCCUUUCUUCGCUUGUGCCUCAUGGAUCAGAAUUUCCCAGCAUUUGUAGAAGAGGUAGAAAAGGAACUUAAAAAGCUGACGGGGUUGAGAAAUUAAUGCUCUAUGUACAUAUAUAACUACAGAACUUCAAAGUAUUGAAAAAUGCUUCCUCCUAAAAUCAAAGAUAUUAAAGAGUAUUAUUCCAAAUA